CUGACAAAAACAAUAACAAAGCGCGGUCCUUCCGCGACCCCGGCGGCGGUAGGGCCUGGCCCACCGCCCCGUUCCGCACCGGCCCGCCGCGGCGUCCCGGCCGCUCGAGCCCCCGGGCUCCUGCCCUCCGGCGCCCGCCCGGCCCGCGCCCUGCCCUCCGUGCCGGGGGCGCCCGCCGCAGACACGGGACCUGCUCCGCGGCUGUUGUGGCGUCCGACCCUGAGGUACCACGUACACAGACCACUCGGCCGGAAUCUCCAGGGAUGACCAGCCCCUCCCCACGCAUCCAGAUAAUUUCCACCGACUCUGCGGUAGCCUCUCCUCAGCGCAUUCAGAUUGUAACAGACCAGCAGACAGGACAGAAGAUCCAGAUAGUCACCGCAGUGGACACCUCUGGAUCCUCCAAACAGCAGUUCAUCCUGACCAGCCCAGAUGGAGCUGGAACUGGGAAGGUGAUCCUGGCUUCUCCGGAGACAUCCAGUGCCAAGCAGCUCAUCUUCACCACCUCGGACAACCUUGUCCCUGGCAGGAUCCAGAUCGUCACGGAUUCUGCUUCUGUGGAGCGUUUGCUGGGGAAGGCAGACGUCCAGCGGCCCCAGGUGGUGGAGUACUGUGUGGUCUGUGGCGACAAAGCCUCAGGCCGUCACUAUGGGGCUGUCAGUUGUGAAGGUUGCAAAGGUUUCUUCAAAAGGAGCGUGAGGAAGAAUCUGACCUACAGCUGCCGGAGUAGCCAAGACUGCAUCAUCAACAAGCACCACCGUAACCGCUGCCAGUUCUGCCGGCUAAAGAAGUGUCUGGAGAUGGGCAUGAAGAUGGAGUCGGUACAGAGUGAACGGAAGCCCUUUGAUGUACAACGGGAGAAACCAAGCAAUUGUGCUGCUUCGACUGAGAAGAUCUAUAUCCGGAAAGACCUGAGAAGUCCUCUGAUAGCCACUCCAACGUUUGUGGCGGACAAGGACGGGGCAAGACAAACAGGUCUUCUUGAUCCAGGGAUGCUUGUGAACAUCCAGCAGCCUUUGAUACGUGAGGAUGGUACGGUUCUCCUGGCCACGGAUUCCAAGGCUGAAACAAGCCAAGGAGCUCUUGGUACACUGGCAAAUGUAGUGACUUCUCUGGCCAACCUGAGUGAAUCUUUAAAUAAUGGUGACACUUCAGAAAUGCAGCCAGAGGACCAGUCUGCAAGUGAGAUUACUCGGGCAUUUGACACCUUAGCGAAAGCACUUAAUACCACAGAUAGUGCUUCACCUCCAAGUCUGGCAGAUGGGAUAGAUGCUAGUGGAGGAGGGAGCAUCCAUGUCAUCAGCAGAGAUCAGUCAACACCCAUCAUUGAAGUUGAAGGCCCCCUCCUUUCAGACACACAUGUCACAUUUAAGCUUACAAUGCCCAGUCCUAUGCCAGAGUACCUCAAUGUGCAUUAUAUCUGCGAGUCUGCAUCCCGCCUGCUUUUCCUGUCCAUGCACUGGGCAAGGUCAAUCCCAGCCUUCCAGGCACUUGGACAGGACUGCAAUACCAGCCUGGUACGGGCCUGCUGGAAUGAGCUCUUUACUCUUGGCCUAGCCCAGUGCGCACAGGUUAUGAGUCUUUCCACCAUACUGGCAGCCAUUGUCAACCACCUGCAGAACAGCAUCCAGGAAGAUAAGCUUUCAGGUGACCGGAUAAAGCAAGUCAUGGAGCACAUCUGGAAGCUGCAGGAGUUUUGUAACAGCAUGGCGAAACUGGAUAUAGACGGCUAUGAGUACGCAUACCUUAAAGCUAUAGUUCUCUUUAGCCCCGAUCAUCCAGGUUUGACAGGCACAAGCCAGAUUGAGAAAUUUCAGGAGAAGGCACAGAUGGAGCUACAGGACUAUGUGCAGAAAACCUACUCAGAAGACACAUACAGGUUGGCCAGGAUUCUUGUCCGCCUGCCAGCACUCAGGCUCAUGAGCUCCAACAUAACAGAAGAACUUUUUUUUACUGGUCUCAUUGGCAAUGUUUCAAUAGACAGCAUAAUACCCUACAUCCUCAAGAUGGAGACAGCAGAAUAUAAUGGCCAGAUCACUGGAGCCAGUCUAUAGUGCACAGCUGACAGCCACCAACAGUGGGAUGCCUCCUAGGACUGUGCAGGUGCAAGGGAAGGGAAGUAGCAGUGUCUUGGUUUAUGCAGGUGUCUCCAGUGUGUUAGCCACUUCCUCCUGUUCAUCCCAGACAAUAGCAACUAAAGACGAGUAGAAUACUUCCCUGCCCUAAGAAAUGUUUUCACACCUUUUGGUGCAGCAGAUUUUGGAAUAACCUUCUAAUUCAAUUUGUAUUUAGAAAUUCUCAAAGGGCAAAAAACAAUACUGAAGUUUUAUAAUAUCAGAGACUAGUAUUAAAAGAACCUAAGAACAGUAUGUGUAAAUACAUUUAAAGAAAAACAAAGAGUCCUUGGAAUUAAUAGCUACUAAUUACCAGGGUAAUGUUAGCACUUUCUAAGCAUUUCUUAUCAAGUCUGCAAUGUUACCAUCUUGCCUGUGGACAGUGCAAAUGGAAAACCGUCUCUUUUGUCAAAAUGCUAAUGAUCCCUGUGAAAACUCACUAGGGUACAGGAGACAAUCGCUCACAUUUAGAAGAGGGCGGCACUCCUAGCUGUGCACAGUGGUGGUGCUGAGCUAAAUCCCUGUGAAUGAGAUGUGGAUUCCUGGCAUUGUGUGCAGGUGACAGAAUUGGCAGUGACCCACUAAGAGCUGCUGUGUCAGCCAGAGAUGCAUGUCACAGUCCUUGCCCACAUGGUCCUGAUCCUUGAUGUCUGUCUGCAGACUCUUCCAGAACCUGGGCUUCACUAAUUUUCAAAAUUAAGAUUGGAGCUUGUCAGCGUGCCUGUGAUGAGAGUCAUAAUUCUUCCAUGACUGAAAGUUUGUCCAGCUCCCUCUACCAAUUCAUAGGAAUUGGAGCCUUUGACCAAAAAAGUUCAAGGUGGGUGAUAUGCAGUCUUCAGCAACAUGACCUAUAGAAGUUCAUGGUGUUCAGGAUAAGUACGGCUUCAGCAGUGAGGGUUCCUAUUACUGGUGUGCCUGGAGAGGAGCCAGUAUCUUCAAUUGUUCACUCAGAACCUGCAGCUGAGUGGGACUGAACAAACGGCAUCAAGAUACAUUCUUUCUGAUCUCUGUUAGUGGUUUCAGUGUACUUGAAGACCAUGCUUUUCAGUUCCCCCACGAAUGUGCUAGUCCAACAAAGCCUUCUGGGGCAUUUGAAAUAACAAGCAGACUACCCUCUAAAGAGGAUCCAAAAGCAAUCCUUAGACAGGGCAUAUGGUGCAGGCCUGUAAUGUCAGCACUUGGGAAGCUGAGGCAAGAGGAUUAUAGACUCAGGGUCAACCUGAGCAACUUAAUGAGGAAACUCCUGAGUUUUAAAAGGGUCUGGGGAGUAGGGUAGAGUGGUGACUUAGUGGUAGAGUGCUUGCCUAGCAUGUUCUAGGUAGGUCCUGGGUUCCAUUCCCAGUACCAAAAUCAAAAAGAAAAACCCUCAUUCACAAAUUCCUUCAAGUUAUAAUGAUAAUAGCUACCAACAAGAGUGCAGAAUUCAGUUCCAAGGAAGACAGAUCUGACUUUAAAGCUCUCUGCAUUCCCAUGGGCACAAGACUGCAGCAGCAGGAAAAAAGUGGAAGGUUGGGACAGGUACUUGGUAUUCGUUUUUUUGAUAGCAGAAACUAAGAAAGUUAAGUUUGUACCUGUUGGUGGACAGGUACAGCUAUGGAGCUCAAGGCUACAUUGGCUGUUUUCUUUUGAGGCGCUAAUGACACUUUGUCCACUGCCAGCAGGGGUUAAGUGCAGAUAGUAUCUCUAGCUUCUGAAUUCCUAGCUAGAUUUGUAAGCCAGUAUUGGAGAACAGCAGGGAUGGCCAGUAUAAAAUGGAAAGGAUCUAAUUUUGCCAGCUUAAGUUUCUUUUUUCUUUUUAUGUGUAUGUCAAAGUUAAGACAAAAGGAUUAGACAUGAGUAAGUAUGGGUCUAUUUAAUAUCUUUAGAGGUUUCCUACAGUACAUAUGUUCAUCCUAUAGUUUCUGGCUUUGCUUCCCUUAAGAUUUUACAGUGUGAGCAUGCCAGUUGUUUCUAGGCCACUCAGACAGGGCCUGGGUAUCCCAGUUCCCAUUAGGCUAUUUAGACUAUGGUUGGAUAAGAAGUCCCAACCUCUGGUAAGAUGACACUAGAGGAGUUGGGGGAGGAUUUUGCUUAGAAAAGAGUUAGUGAUUCUAACCUGGUCCUUUGUAAAAGUCCCGUCAUUGGCAAUGGCCAAUUCGCAGGGCCACUUUGGUCCAAACUCCCUUCCUUUACUGGUUGUCCAGAUUUUCGUGGCCUUACCUUUAACAAUUAUAUCCAUACAAUGUUCUCUUUAACUGAAAUCAUUUCAAACUUUGAAUGUUCCAUUCCAUCUCUUGUCAAAUGGACCUAGGAAGGUCAGCCCCAAUUUCUUUCUUACAGAUAGCGCAUUGAUGCCUAGGCUUCAGCUUUCAGGACUUGCCACCCUUGAUUUAGAGUCUGUGAUACUCUAAAUCUGAUGAAGCAGGACUGACCUGUCUAGACAUUCCUCUCUCAGGGAGGAGCUCUGACCUGGCUAACUGGGCUUUUCCAGAAAUAUCUCAAAUAAGGUUAAGAUAGUUCCAUGUUGAAAUGUGGGAUUAAACAGGACAGGAGACGUAGACAGAGACCAAAUUCCCUAAGCAAGUCAUCCUAGUUACUCCUCAAAGUGUUAGUUGGUCACUUCCAGUUCGCAGUGUGUUGAAGGGGCUUAUUUAUUGCCUACUCUCAUGCUGAGGCUGCAGUUGAGGCUGUACUGUCUUGAGUUUCUGUACUCAAGUUUAAGGAGUCACUUCUGCCCGUGGAAUGGUUUUCUAGUUUGUCAGUGUCAGUAUUAGAUGUGGACAGUGUUACUGAGGCAGUCACGGCAUCAACCAGGGUGGCCAGUGUGGCCCCCAAGUGGAGCAGUAUCACCCACACUACACACACUUGUUUCUUGAAGGGUAGUCCUGCUCAUGCACUUCCUCAAAUCAGUAUCCCUGACAGCAGGAACUAUCAUCUGGGACCUGGUGUCAUGGGGGUCUGGAAACCUGUUGUGGCUCUCCAGUGGCUGGGUGCAGUGGAGCUGUUGGUGCUGCUGAAACUCUUAAGUCCAAGCUAUGAAAAAGCACCACCUAAUAGUUGCUUUUCUCUAGGGGGAGGGUCCUGGGAACAUCUCACACUGGCAAACAAAACAAAACAGAAAGCCCUACCUCUUCCUUUGCCUAACUUCCAGUCUCCAGAUUAUGUAGUUCUUUGCAAGUCUUAGUGCUUUUGUCAAUUUCUAAAGCUAACUCCAAAAGGAGAUGGGGUUGGCCUAGGUGUUUUGUAUAAAGUUCUGGACUUCCUCAUUGAGUGCCUCCCACCAGUGUGCACUUUCUGUGCACUACCUGUCCCUUCAGCCGCACUGUGCAUGUCCAGAGUUACAGGCCUAGAUGACUGAAUGAAUGUACAUGUGUUCAUAUUAUCUUCUUUGUACAGUGUAUAUAAUGUGUGUACAUAGGUGUACAUUAUGUAUACAGACAUGUAGCCACAUAUUCAAACCUUUAUGUUGUCAAGAGUUGAUGCUAGCAUUGCUAAUGUGAAUGGAUGUGGGGGUUGUAAGGUUCCCUUAACAGGGACAUUGUGCCGGUGAGUUUCUUACAAACUUCAUUUUCCAGGGACAAGGAGCUGCCUGGGCCAGGUGUCACUCAUUCCUGCACAAUGAAGCCUUGAGCCAGAAAGGUCCUGACAGGAGGGCAGUUCUUUAAGUUUACAAGGGCCCAGAAGCUAGAAGAGAUGUUAGCCUAAUAUCCAAAACUAAGGCUAUAUCUGCCUUUUUUUUUUUUUUUUUUUUUUUUCACAGAAGAGUUUAGCCUAACUGGAAGGAACUUAGUGAGACCCUCAGCCUUCUCCAGAACCUGGAGCUUUGUGUGGCUAUAGACAGGCACUUAGGAACCAAGGGGCUGCAGCAGUUUUCCCUUGUUUACCCUGUGCUGUCAGCAAGACUUGGUGGUAAAAAAAAAUAACCAGCCUACCAAACAUUCUCUGAAAACAAUGCUGAUAGCUAACUUGUGGCAUAUAAACCACAAAUGGUAAAUUGACCCUUUUAACUAGAAGUGAGUUUUAUCCUGAUUUAACUACAUUCUGUAAAAAAAAGUUAGUAUUUAAUAGUAAGAUAAGGUUGGCAUACUUUGCUCAUCCACCAGGUCUAUUCUAGUGAAAUUUGUCCCCUCUAUGAUUGGGAUUUUAGGCUGAGAUGUGGACUUGGGAGAUGGGGCCCAGCCUACUAAGGGCUGCUAGUGGCUAUGGUGAGCAGGCACUUGGCUCUGAGGAAGCUAAGUGUAAAAACUUGCCUGACCCAUAGGUUGCUUUGUGUUUUUGAAAUAAACUACUGGAGUGUUCUAAGAAAUAAUUGUUAAGACUGUAAAGACUGUAGUUAGUCCUCAGUGCCUUUGGUGAGACGUGGGUCAUUUGGCUUCAGCUUCCCACUUGUGUCCCUGGCCUCACCCCUCAUGGUUGUUCAAUCUUGCCUGUGUUAUUAUUGCCUGUUGUGACAAUCGCACUAUUGAAAGUGGCUUUCCAAGUAAAACACAGGGAAGCUUGGCAGUCUCUAAAUGAAUCCUUUCAUUUUCUUUGGGGGCUAUUGUCUUAGCAACAACUUAAACAGUAAACUUAAAAGUGGCUUAGGAAGGAGAAAGAUAUCAGACAUUUCUAAUGCUCAGCAAUAUGCACUUUCAGUUAAUUUUCAAUAAUUUUAGUAUUUAUACACAAUGUAGGAAAAAAGCUCAACAUUAUCACUGUUAAGUUUUAGUGUUUGGGUAACAUUUGGUAUAGACUGCACAUUAAAAAUGGCCUUUCUUCAGGAAGGUACCAUCAGUUGUCAUCCCAACAGCCUGCUCAUUCACGGAUGCCAAUGCUACUGCACACACAACUCAAGUGCUGUAAUAUUUUUCUAGUCUGUUUUCCCAAUUAACUUGUAAAUCAGUGUUCAACUAGUUUUGUAACUGAAAAGCUGCACAUUUUUCAUAGUACCAGCUAGUUUGUACCUGUAGUUUGGAUUUCUCUGUUAAGAUACAACUGAGUUAUCUGCCCCCACUCUUUUUUUUUUUUUUUUUUUUUUUUUUUAAGGACAUCUACUAAAGGAAAGUCCAGUGUGAAAUUUUCUUGGGACCGGUUGUGUAACUUCUGCCCUUCAUAUUAUAGAAAAUGCCAUGGAUGCCAUUACCUUUUGAUUCCAGGUUUAAAACCUGUGGAGAGCUGCCAUUUUGUACAGCUUUUCUCCCCAUGUAAAUGAGCUAUGUGAUGGCAUUUAAAACCCGCAUGCUCUUUUUAAACUGAAUUUUCUAUUUAAUCAAUGUCUUCAGUCCUGAAGGAGAAUCUGCAUCAUUGUGUCUGUGUAGAAAAUUGCUGUGCAUGGUUAUGAGCGCCUUUUACUAAAUGCUGUUCAAUGUGGCUUUGUUGUUGUGGCUUAAUACUACCUACAUGAGGUUUAUACUAUUAAAGUAAAUUAAAGAUUAGAA
This is a messenger RNA of Psammomys obesus (fat sand rat), 7510 nucleotides long. It is a transcript of the gene Nr2c2, whose product is annotated as nuclear receptor subfamily 2 group C member 2. The record is from RefSeq and is a predicted model, not a curated record. Bases 264 to 2054 code for a protein of 596 amino acids. The transcript has 14 exons. Lineage: Eukaryota; Metazoa; Chordata; Mammalia; Rodentia; Muridae. Gene Ontology annotation, molecular function: zinc ion binding; RNA polymerase II cis-regulatory region sequence-specific DNA binding; nuclear receptor activity. Gene Ontology annotation, biological process: anatomical structure development; positive regulation of transcription by RNA polymerase II; cell differentiation.